UCCUAUAAUGGACUUCACGGUAGCAACGAUCCUCUGCUGCGCGAUCGACGGUUCACGCCUCCGCGUCGUCCAUUAAUUCCUGAUAAUGGACACCUCGUCGGGCAUUAUCCCUUACUUAAUGAACUGUUAAUUAAUGCUUAUUAACAUGUUUAUUAAUGGUAAUAAUAAACGGUUGUUGUAAAGUGUAAUGUGUAAUCAUUCGACCUCCAACAGGCCACGCCGUUUCUGUCGGGGAACGCCGUUUCUGUCGGGGAACGCCGUUUCCUCUUCGCCUUCUACGCUCACGCAGCCGGUCUUGACCUUUCUCCAGAAAGGGGAUUCUCCAGAGGCGUCGAUCUCCUUCACCCCGGGACCCCCUCAUUGCCCUGCCCCCCUGAGAUGUCCAAAAUGGACCUCAAAAGCAGGGAGUUCUACAACGACAUGCUUCGCGUGUGUUGGGAAAACCCGUCCUGCAACAGCUCCCUGCUGCUGCUGGGCCACCACAACGGCAGCGGCGCCGUCGUGUACGGCCUCAACUUCCCCGGCGACGGCGCCCCCUGGCUGCGGACCCUCAUCUCCCUGGUGUACUUCCUGGUGGCCACGGCGGGCAUGGUGGGCAACCUGCUGGUAAUGUUCCUGCUGUACUCAACGCGCACUAUUAGCGCGGGCACCAUCAACUACUUUGUGUUCCACCUGGCUCUGGCCCAGCUGCUCUUCUCGCUGGCGCUGCCCUUCUGGGCGGUGGAGAUAGCGUUGGACUACAGCUGGCCCUUCGACGUGGUCACCUGCAAGGCCAUCUCGCUGCUCACCUGCCUCAACGUGUACGCCAGCUGCUUCUUCCUGACCGCCAUGAGCCUGACCCGCUACUGCUCCGUGGCCACCGCCCUCCGGCCCACCGCCGCCGCCGCCGCCCUCUGGCACCGCGGCUGCUGCUGCUCCCGGAUCGCCGCGGCGAUUAUCUGGGCGGGGGCGCUGGUCACGGCCGCGCCGCGCGCCGUCUUCGCCGACCUCUUCAACGUGGGCCCGGCCAACGACACCGUGUGCCUGUUCCGCUUCCCCGACGGAACGGCGUGGCUGGGGAUCAACCACCUCCUGAGAGUGGUGCUGGGCUUCCUGCUUCCCUACGGCGUCAUCGUGCUGUCCUACCUGCUGCUGCUGCGCUUCCUGUGCCGCCACAAGAUGAAAGGCGUGAACCCGGGGCGCAAGUCCCACGUGUCCAAGUCGGUGGCGGUGGUGGUGCUGUCCUUCUGCGCCUGCUGGUUCCCCUACAACCUGCUGACGCUGUGGGCCGCGCUGAUCCAGCUGGACAUCGUGGACAUCAGCCCGUCCUUCUACCUAGUGCAGACCUACUUCUUCCCGCUGGCCAACUGCCUGGCGUUCACCAGCAGCUGCCUCAACCCCGUGAUCUACUGCCUGGUGCGGCGAGAAUACCGCACGGCCCUGCGCACCAUGCUGCACAAGUGCAGCCUGGCCGUGGAGUCCAAGGUGUACCUGCACCGCAUCAACGCCGGCGAAGGCCAGGGGCCUUCCCAGCAGCUGGGCAUACCCCUCAACGCGGUGUUCAGCCACACGGUCGCCUCGGAUACGAGGAGGGACGCGCCCCCCUCCUACUCGGCCGUCUCCGGGGGGGGGGGGGGGUUCUUGAACCGUCGGUAAAUGUUAAACAGCGAUAAAAUGUUUUGUGCUUUGUUUUUUUUAUUUUAGUUUUUGGGGUCAAGGAAGCAUUUGGGUUAGGGUUAGGGUUAGGGUAAGGGUCGAGUGAGAUUUGUUUAAAAUUGUGCAUUACAGAAUUGGUAAAUGUAGACUGAUUCUUAUUAUUCGUUUUGAUUGGACUGAUCUCUCCUGUAAGUUACUUUGGUAUUCUUCAAUGUCUGCUAAAUGCUUGCGAAAUGAAUAAACAGCACCUCUCUUCUCUCUAUUCUUUACAUUAUGUUAUCUUGAAGACAUGUGUAUAUUUAAUGAAUGUAUUUCAAGUCAUGUCUUAUCGUUUUGAGCUUAUAGUUAUAGGCAAAAACGUGAAUUCUUCUCACGGUAUUUCAUUUUUCUGUCGCCAUCUAGUGUUCGUUUAACUCAUUGGAUGAUUCACAAAGAUGUCGCGUUAACGUUGGAUGAAUGAUGUGAUAAAUAAGCAACGUUUUGACUUAAGACCGAUUAAGACUUGAACAAGCCUAGUGUUAAGUCAUGUGAUGGGAGUGCGUAGCUGUCAUAUAAGCUCUUUGAAUCUGUAAAGAAAAGAAUUGCCCUUAUGGUGAUUUCAGUUACUUCUUGUAUUUUUUUCCCACUAAUAUUGUAAAUACACAAGUGUAAAUAUCAAACCUCGCACCAAGUAAAUGUAUCAUGAAACUGAAAGAUUUAAAACAGGAAAAUCGCGUAUCUAGGCCUCCUUUUUCUUCACUUUAUUAUAACUCAACUUAUUUGUAUAUCAAUAAGCGAUCAUAACAUCUGUGAAUUACCCAUACCUAAAUGCUCGUCUAUAGGCCGUGAUGCAUAAUAUUUUGGACUCUUGUUUAGAAAUAUCCAGUUUCUCCUUUGUUAUUUAAAGAUUUCAUGUUUUUCCAUCCAGUUGAAUAAACGUUGAAAUGAUU
This is a messenger RNA of Gadus morhua (Atlantic cod), 2564 nucleotides long. RefSeq names its product relaxin-3 receptor 2. Gene Ontology annotation, cellular component: membrane; external side of plasma membrane. Gene Ontology annotation, biological process: immune response; G protein-coupled receptor signaling pathway; calcium-mediated signaling. The record is from RefSeq and is a predicted model, not a curated record. Gene Ontology annotation, molecular function: C-C chemokine receptor activity; C-C chemokine binding. The coding region runs from base 379 to 1635 and encodes 418 amino acids. The transcript has a single exon. NCBI's taxonomy places the organism in Eukaryota, Metazoa, Chordata, Actinopteri, Gadiformes, Gadidae.